Phaeodactylum tricornutum CCAP 1055/1 is the source of this 1200-nucleotide messenger RNA. RefSeq lists its product with no specific name. The transcript has a single exon. Lineage: Eukaryota; Bacillariophyta; Bacillariophyceae; Surirellales; Neidiaceae. The coding region runs from base 1 to 1200 and encodes 399 amino acids. The record is from RefSeq and is a predicted model, not a curated record.
AUGACAGCAGACACCACACAAAAAAGAAGCAAGCGUAAUCAACAAGGUUACGAAAGUAAGAACAACAACUACAACAACAAUAAAAUGUCCACGACCUACUCGAGCGUGGGCGGUACCGCCGUGAAGCGCAUUCGCGUUCCGCACCCGAACGAUGUCCUUAGUGGACGAGGAGGAGGAAUAAAUUCGCACGUGGGAAACGUACGGUUUCGCGAAUGGGUGGCAGUGCGCAAGAACGACUACACGCUGGCACCUUCCAAGGCUGACAAGGCACGCGUAGCCAAGGAAGUUAUUGACCUGGUAGAGCACCAAACCCCGCCCGGGCGGUUUCUGCAAAAAGACCCGACGGCAGUUGGUGGUGCAGGCUGGUGGGUGGAGAUCGAUGAAGAACGAGUCAUGGCGAAGACAUCGCAGGCUCUUCGUGAGGGCGCGCCACAGAUUCGAGCACUGCAUCGAGACGAGUUGGAUGAACGAAAGUCCAACUACGACAGACGGAGAAAGGCGGAUGCCAAACCCGAGAGUUCGGGAAAAAACAACAAACGCAGCCUUGAGGAGAUGAGGAGUGCGGCAUCUUCGCCAGCAACAACAACACCCGUAUCGAAUUCCAUAAGUCGCAUGCAUGAACAAGCCGUCAAUGAAUUGCGUGCCAACGCCGAAGCAGCUCGCGAAGCUAAACAAGUGCGCUUGGAGUACGGAGGAAAUGUUGUUCUUCCAUCGGAGGAAACCCCACCCUUGACUUCAACAAAGAUCGAAGAUAACGAUGCGAUGGUACUGCCACCACCUCUAGAUCUCGAUUGCGUUCCUGCCCCCCACAAAAACAUGAAACGAACACAUUCCUUAGCCCUUUCAGAUCUAGGGAACACGGAUGAUUGGUGUGCUACAGACUUUGUCAAUCCAUUCGAGGAUGAGUACGAAGCGCAAGAGUUCUCCUGGACACCGCCAUCGCCCCGUCCUGGGAUCCUGCGCGAAAGUAGCACGAGCAACAACAGUGACAUGGGCGGAAUUGGAGCGUUGAUGAGAUCCGAUUCCUCUCGGUCCAACACGUCAUCGUCCAAUCACAACACUUCCAACAAUGGGGUACGUCCGAAGAAUACCGUGGCCAAUAUGAGCAACAGGUACGGUAAAGACAGCAAGCAUAAAGACGAGAUAACUCCUCUUGACGAAUGGUGGGAUGUGGACUCCUACGUUCCCGUCUCGCCCUGA